CACGUGCUUUAAACAGGCGGCGUCAGUAAGCGUGGGAAGUAGCUUUUUUAUUUAUUAGCAAUCGGUAGUUCUACGUCUAACAUUUAGAUAUUACAUUGAAUCUCUGACGAUAACACUCACGCUUUGUGUUGAUAAGUUGUAUUUGGAUACUUAAAAGAGAAUGUAAUAAAGUGGUCCAUAGGAAGACGCAGAGUUUGCUUGCCGUUAGUAGCAAACAGCUAGCUCUGGUCUCUGGAGCCAGCAGAAUAGCUAACGCUAGCUAAGAGCUAGCUAAGAUAGAUAAAUCUAUGUCAACGAUAGUGGCGAACAGCAACUGUGACCUUCUCAAUGUGCGCGGCAUCUGGCCUGCUCCGUACGAACUGUCCUGGGGCUAUUUCUGCGACUGCAAAUACUUCGUAUUUAACUAGCUAGUUAGCUAAGUUAUAUAGGUUAACAAUCCUAUUGCAUGUGAUGAAAUUAAAGAGUCACUGCAUUGCAACUUCCUGUUAAGUGUAGUAAUUUAACUGACCUAAAGCUAUCGUGGUGCUAGCCUAAGUUAGCUAUCACUUGCAAGAUGUCAUCAACAACUAACGUGUGAGGGUGCUAGCUUUGAUUUAUUGCUUAUCAUCUAUUACAUUUCGAUAGCCGUUCGUUGCUAGGUAGCUACUUCUCUUUCCCGUGUGUUAAAUUGUACACCUGAACUGAACUGCUACUUCUAUAGGUAUUUAUCAUGAAAUCGGUGUAUCCCUUGCCAGCCCCAUGUGGGAUAGUUUAGCAAUGACUCUAUACGAAGUGAUUGAAGCCAUGAAUGAUCAAAACAAAGGGUCUUAACAGUUUCGUUAGCUAGGUACACGACAACACGUUCAAUUUUGUUUAAUCCCUUAGCUGAAUAUUUUUAUCUAUAGAAUGACAUCCCGGACUUUUCUCAGGAAUUUUCUCAACUAUGGAAAUCCGGUUGUGACGAUUUUCAGUGGGAGCUAUUGUAGUCGCCUUUAUUUUCAUCAGACCCCCGUAUGUAAAGUUGCGUGGCAAGCUGAAACUGGAUUCAAACCUUCAAAAGUGGCAGUAGUGACAAAGACCACGAGGUAUGAAUUUGAGCAACAAAGAUAUUUAUAUGCAGAACUGUCAGAAGAGGAUCUUAAACAACUGCUUGCUUUGAAAGGAUCCAGUUACUUUGGGCUUUUGGAGAGACACAACAUACACACCCACAAUGUUGGACAGAUUGUGGACAAUCUACAAAAAGAAGGUAUUGAGGUUCGUAUUGUUAAAAGAAGGGAGUAUGAUGAAGACACAGUCAGAUGGGCAGAUGCCAUUGUGUCUGCUGGAGGUGAUGGUACUAUGCUGUUAGUUGCCAGUAAAGUGUUUGAUAAAAACAAGCCUGUAAUAGCGGUCAAUACUGAUCCAGAAAGGUCAGAGGGCCAUCUCUGCUUGCCUGUGCGCUAUACACAUACAUUUUCUGACGCAUUACAAAAACUCAGGAAUGGAGAAUUCAGUUGGCAGUGGCGCCAGCGGAUCCGCAUGCACUUGGAGGGCACCGGGAUCAACCCCACUCCAGUUGACCUUCAUGAGCAGCAGCUCAGUUUGGAACAACACAGCAAGGCACACCGCACCACCACAGAAGCUCAGCGCAGUAGGGCACUCGCUGCAAACCUUUUCCCUUGUUUUCUUACUGUUUUUCUUUGUACUCAUUUAUGUCUUCUUCCAUUAACUUGGUCUUGGAAAGGUACAACACACAAUUACACAACACCAUGCUUACUUCCUGUCAGAGGACUCAAUGAAAUCUUCAUUGGAGAGUCCCUCUCCUCCAGGGUGAAGUAUAAAUCCUUCAAACCCCAUCUUACACUCUCGCACCAUAGGGCUUCCUACUAUGAGAUUUCCAUUGAUGAUGGCCCGUGGGAGAAGCAGAAGAGCUCAGGACUCAGUAUUUGCACUGGAACUGGAUCCAAAGCCUGGUCUUAUAAUAUUAACAAGCUGGUGGCUCAGGCUGUGGAGGAUGUCCUUAGAAUAGGUAAAGCAAAAACUGGCUUGGAUAUUCCACUAAACCAGGAAGUUAUUGAAAGUGUGACUGAGGCAUACAAUGAGUCUCUCAUCUUCGGUCCAGAAGAGAACAAAGUUUUCUUCAGCGUCAGGGAGCCAAUUGUUAACAGAGUAUUUUCCAAUAGCCGCCAAAGAGGGUUUGCAAGCAAGAUAUGUGUCCGCUCAAGAUGCUGGGAUGCUUGCAUGGUGGUAGAUGGAGGAACAUCCUUUGAAUUUAAUGAUGGAGCUAUAGCAACUAUCAGCUUAUGCAAUGAGGACCUGCUAAGAACUGUUAACCUUGAUUGAAUGCCUGGUUAUUAAACCAUCAUAAACACUUUUUCUAAGGUAUUGGACAUGCAUUAAUGCUUUUUCAAGCCUGGAUUAGAGAUGAACACUGACGCAUGGCCAAAACCAUUAUGGUCUGUGGAUUAAUGGUUUAUUGUUUGUGAACUGAGGGGGUUUUACAGUUCCAGUAAGAAUCUUUAUCUUUCAUAGCUUGAAUACCAUCCCUGGAACAAUGUACAUUUUCAACAGGAAAAUGAUUCUUGUUGCUUAAAACGAUCUUUGUCGUCUUUCUGCUUGAACAUUUUCUUAAGGUUGUUGGUUUCAUUUUGCAUUUGAAACACUACUGUCCCAUGGUUAUUAAACCACCAGAGCACUCCAACAUUUAUUAGAUAUAAUGAUUCAGUGGGCAUGAAUACCUGCGGGGGUCACAGGUUAUUAAAUGUUAUUGUAUUUUCCAACAAAUACCAGGGGGUAGAAUGUACCAUUGGCAGGUCAGAGCAUUAUGUCAAGUUGCUUAUCUUGGUUAGAUGACCUAGUAUGGUUUGCUUUUAAAACCCAAGCUAUCAUAAUGCAGCAUUGGCCUGUCAGUUUUUAUUUAUUUCAUUAAAAUAUAAAAUGAUGGAACCUGUUUAAUUUUCUAGGAUGUCCAGUGACUACACCUAGUCCCUUAAUAGAACAAAUUUCAGUAAAGAUCAUUUUGCUUUCAGUACUGACCCCAAUUCAGGCCCAAGAACAUGGGGAAGAAAGUGAAUAAAUAAAAAGCACUAUUUAUUUGAAAUGAACACGCAAGCUUCCAUAAAAACAUAGUUUAUUUCUGUUCUCAAUAGUCAAUUAUUCAGGAGUCUCAUAAUAGGUCAGAAAACAAAAUGCUAACAGUUUUAAAUUGUUCUUAGAACUGUUUAAAAUUAAUCACCCUUUUGCAGAUAUGCUGACUGUGCCUUAAGGCAUCAGUAACAAUAUAUAAACCAUCAUGAACAGAUAAGCAACAUUUACAUAACAAAAUGUUCAACAGGCUGGGUUAACCAUCCUCAUUUCCAGAAUUAGCAAUACAUUUAAAACAAUGCUCUGGGAGUAUCCAAGCUAAAUAUAAAGAAUGGAUAUUACAUUGUUUUCAAGAUAAUGUUACACUACCAAAGUCAGUAAUUCAGCUUUAAAGGAUCAGGGCCCUUGCUUUGUCCAUCCUACAUAAGAAAGCAUCCAGACAGAACUAUCCAAAUAGUUAUUGUACAGGAGCUGCUCUACUUAAAGGGACCUUCAAACCAUUCUUGAACCAAAAUUGUCAACUGCUCACUGUAGAUACUCAUUUGAAUUUUUUAGGAACAUUAAAGAUCUAAAAACAACCUGACAAAUGACCCUGUAAUAUCUACUGUAACCUUGUCUUUCAAACGAAGUUACUGGCACAAAUGACAUAAUGAGUAACCAAUUUUAAAACUACUAGACUGAUCCUGUAAAACUGAUUCCAUAAACUUUUUAACAAACCAUUAUCACUUAGAUCCAUGUCAUUCACUGAAUUGUAAGCCUGACCAUUUGAAAAGGAUUAAAAUUAACAUAUUUCAGUAA
Electrophorus electricus (electric eel) is the source of this 3840-nucleotide messenger RNA. RefSeq names its product NAD kinase 2, mitochondrial (gene nadk2). Gene Ontology annotation, molecular function: NAD+ kinase activity. Gene Ontology annotation, cellular component: mitochondrion. The record is from RefSeq and is a predicted model, not a curated record. Lineage: Eukaryota; Metazoa; Chordata; Actinopteri; Gymnotiformes; Gymnotidae. Gene Ontology annotation, biological process: NADP+ biosynthetic process; NAD+ metabolic process.